Messenger RNA from Oryctolagus cuniculus (rabbit), 2234 nucleotides. RefSeq names its product uronyl 2-sulfotransferase (gene UST). Lineage: Eukaryota; Metazoa; Chordata; Mammalia; Lagomorpha; Leporidae. Gene Ontology annotation, cellular component: membrane. Gene Ontology annotation, molecular function: sulfotransferase activity. The record is from RefSeq and is a predicted model, not a curated record.
GCGGCGCGGGCGGGAGAGCGGGCCGAGGCGGCGGCGCCGCGCCGGAGGGAGAAAGGGGAGGAGGCGGAGGAGGAAAACCCCUGUCCAGGAGGUGGAGCGAGCGGACGGUGUCCGCCUCCCGUUCCUCCCUGCCGUCCCUCAGAGGAGCCUGAGCCGGGACAAAACACGCCGAGACCCACAGACGCGCGCGCACACACACACGCGCACACAAAGCCGGGGGUCCACGCUGGCGCUGAAGGCGAGCCCCGGCGGCCGCGAGCGAGCCCGAGGCGCGGCGGGGCACGGGGCGCCGAGCCGCUGAGCGCGCGCGCGCGGGACGGACGCGGGCGGCGCCCGCAGCCGAGGCCGGGCAGCUCAGGCGCUCGGGCCGCGGCGGGCGGCGGGGACCAUGCAGAGGAAAGUCUCCUGAGCCCGGCAACUUCGGCCCCGCCCCACCCCCACCCGGCUGCCCGCGGCGCGGCGCGGCCCUCCCCAUGCGCGGCCGGCCGGCCGGGCUCUCCUGCAGGCGGCGGAUGGGUGACCUUUUCCUGGCCCGGGCCGGCUGUGCGAGGCGGCGGAGCAGGCGAUGAAGAAGAAGCAGCAGCCGCAGCCGCAGCAGCAGCAGCAUCCCGGCGGCGGCGCGGAUCCCUGGCCCCAUGGGGCCCCUCUGGGGGGCGCCCCCCCGGGCCUGGGCAGCUGGAAGCGCCGGGUCCCCCUGCUACCUUUCCUGCGCUUCUCCCUCCGGGACUACGGCUUCUGCAUGGCCACGCUGCUGGUCUUCUGCUUGGGCUCCCUCUUCUACCAGCUCAGCGGGGGACCCCCUCGAUUCCUGCUCGACCUGCGGCAGUAUUUGGGAAAUUCCACUUAUUUGGAUGACCAUGGACCACCUCCUAGUAGGGUGCUGCCAUUCCCGAGCCAGGUGGUGUACAACAGAGUAGGCAAAUGUGGGAGCCGCACUGUGGUCCUGCUUCUGCGAAUCUUGUCAGAGAAGCAUGGGUUCAACCUCGUUACGUCAGACAUCCACAACAAAACCAGGCUCACUAAAAAUGAACAGAUGGAACUGAUUAAAAAUAUAAGUACUGCCGAACAACCCUAUUUAUUCACUCGACACGUUCAUUUCCUCAACUUCUCAAGGUUUGGAGGAGACCAGCCCGUCUACAUCAACAUCAUCCGAGACCCCGUCAGCCGGUUUUUAUCCAACUAUUUUUUCCGUCGCUUUGGAGACUGGAGAGGAGAACAGAAUCACAUGAUCCGAACCCCCAGCAUGAGGCAGGAGGAGCGCUACCUGGAUAUCAACGAGUGUAUUCUUGAAAACUAUCCGGAAUGUUCCAACCCCAGGUUAUUUUACAUCAUCCCAUACUUCUGUGGACAGCAUCCCAGGUGCAGGGAGCCUGGCGAGUGGGCCCUUGAACGCGCGAAGCUGAACGUGAAUGAAAACUUCCUGCUCGUGGGGAUCCUCGAAGAGUUGGAAGAUGUGCUGCUUUUACUGGAAAGAUUUUUACCUCAUUACUUCAAGGGUGUGCUCAGCAUCUACAAAGACCCAGAACAUAGGAAACUUGGCAACAUGACUGUGACCGUGAAGAAGACCGUGCCCUCUCCCGAGGCUGUGCAGAUCCUCUACCAGCGAAUGAGAUACGAGUACGAGUUCUACCAUUACAUCAAAGAGCAGUUCCACCUGCUGAAGCGCAAGUUUGGACUCAAGUCUCACGUCAGCAAGCCCGCUCUGAGACCACAGUUCUUUAUCCCAUCUCCACUGGAAACCGAGGAGCCGAUUGACGAUGAGGAGCAAGACGAUGAGAAGUGGCUAGAAGAUAUUUAUAAGAGGUGACGCCAGCACCGCGUGGCCUCCGUGGUUGCAUCUCCCUAUUCCAGAAGGUCUUUUGUUAGGGGAAGAAAAGUCCUUGGGACUAAAUUACUGCUCAUCUGCAUUUCUCAGAGCAGAUCAUUCCCACUUGUGGGGCUCAUUGGGAGAUGCCCGGUUUUGCGGGUUUUAUUUGUUUAAUUUUAUUCUGUGUUUUUUUCCUUGGUUCCUUGGAUCUUUCCCGGGUACAUUAGAAGGCUCCGUCACAGGCAUCUUGUCAUUGAAUAGCUUCCCACCCUACCCCAGUUUGAUGUGAGAAGGGGAACAAAUGCAGCUCACAGUCCAGGGCCCUAAAACUUAGCAUUUGUAAAACAACUUGGAAAAAUAUUCCCUCGGUCAUAGGAUGCACCCAGCCUAGUAUAUUUCAGCAGAACCACAAAACCACUCCAGAGAC